AUGUGCGUCGUGUGCUUCGUGAAGGCGCUGGUGCACGUGUUCAAGCUGUACCUGGCCGCCAGCUGCAGCUACGGCCUCUGCGGCCCGCCCGUGGACUUGCGCUGGGACGCGGUGCGCGCGGGCGGGGGCGCGGGCGCGGGCGCGGGCGCGGGCGGGGGGCGGCGGGCGCUGACGUGCGCGGCGGCCGCGGCGGGCGUGUGGCUGGUGCGCGGCGCGGCGCGGGGCGGGGAGGCGGCGGGGCGGCCGCGGGGCGGGGCGCGGGGCCCGGCGCUGUGCCUCCUGCUGCAGCUGCGCGAGCUCCCGGGGCAGCUGGCCAGCUACGCGCUGGCGCACUCGCUGGGCCGCUGGCUCGUGUACCCGGGCUCCGUGUCCCUGAUGGCGCGCGCGCUGCUGCCGCUGCUGCAGCGGGGCCAGGAGCGCCUGGUGGAGCGCUACGGCGGCCUGCGCGCCAAGCUGGCGGCCCGCGACGGCGACGAGAUCGACGCGGUGUUCAUGGACCGGCGGCCGCACCCGGGCCGCGGCGGCCGCGGCCUGCGCCUCGUCAUCUGCUGCGAGGGCAACGCCGGCUUCUAUGAGAUGGGCUGCCUGUGGGCGCCGCUGGAGGCCGGCUACUCGGUGCUGGGCUGGCACCACGCGCGCCGCGGCGGCGGCUCGGGCGCGCCGUCCCCCGGGCAGGACGCCAACGCGGUGGACGUGGUGGUCAGGUUCGCGCUGCAGCGCCUGCGCUUCCCGGCCGCGCACGUGGUGCUCUACGGCUGGUCCGUGGGCGCCUUCGCCGCCGCCGGGGCCGCCGUGACCCACCCGGAGCUGGGCGCGCUCGUGCUCGACGCCAGCUUCGACGACCUGGUGCCGCUGGCGCGCAAGGUCAUGCCGCACAGCUGGAAGGGGCUCGUGGUGCGCACCGUGCGCGAGCACUUCCACCUCGACGUGGCCGCGCCGCUGUGCCGCUACCCGGGCCCGGUGCUGCUGCUGCGGCGCUCGCGGGACGACGCGGCGGGCACCCCGGGGCCCCCGCGCCCCCUGCCGGCCGGCGGCGUGGAGGGCAACCGCGGCGACCAGCUGCUCCUGCGGCUGCUGCGCCACCGCUACCCGGCGCUGAUGGCGCGCGAGGGCCUGGCCGCCGUGACGCGCUGGCUGCGGGCCGGGAGCCCCGCGCGGGAGGCCGCCCUGGACGCGCGCGCGCGCGCGGACGACGAGCGGUGCCUGGCGCUGCUGCGCUCCUACCGCGCGCGCCGCGAGGCCGAGCAGCCGGACGCCGGGGCCUGCGGGCCGCACGGGCCGCCCUUCCCGUGGCGGCUGGGCCGGGGCCUGAGCGCGCGCCGCCGCCGCCAGCUCGCGCUCUUCCUGGCGCGCAGACACCUCAGGACGGUGGACGCCACGCACUGCAGUCCGCUGGAGCCGGAGGACUUCCAGCUGCCCUGGAGGCUGUAG
This is a messenger RNA of Nyctereutes procyonoides (raccoon dog), 1431 nucleotides long. RefSeq names its product abhydrolase domain containing 16B (gene ABHD16B). Lineage: Eukaryota; Metazoa; Chordata; Mammalia; Carnivora; Canidae. Gene Ontology annotation, molecular function: glycerophospholipase activity; monoacylglycerol lipase activity. The record is from RefSeq and is a predicted model, not a curated record. Gene Ontology annotation, cellular component: endomembrane system. Bases 1 to 1431 code for a protein of 476 amino acids. Gene Ontology annotation, biological process: phosphatidylserine catabolic process; monoacylglycerol catabolic process. The transcript has a single exon.